GCAUAUCGUGAAACUGAAACACAGCAAAGGCGAUCAUGUUUAAGUUCAAGCUACUUCUUUUGAAAUAUCAUUCACACUUAAGUUCUCGCAGAUCUCUGUACCACCGUUCUUUAAUCUGUGUUUCUUUUUUCCAUCAAUGGAUGCCCAACCGGUUCAAACUCGAAUUCUUCCAGAUUCUGGGGGUGGUGGGAGUGGGGCCCAAGAGAGGUUGGAGGGGAAGGGAAGGACGGUGAAGAUGGAAGAGGAGGAGACGGAGAAGGGAGGAUCACCUUCGAUCAAGUUGGGACUGGGGAUUGAUGGGACGACGUCGGAGAAACCCGUGAAGAAACACGGGAAGUGUGUGUUUACGACAGCUCAGUUGCAUGACCUGCAAUUACAAACGCUCAUCUUCAAAUACAUAGCGGGUGGAAUCCAAGUUCCCGUUAACCUUGUUAUACCCAUUUGGAAAAGCGUCGCUUCCUCCUUUGGCUCUGCUCGUGGCUGUAUCUAUGAACGGUAUCCCAGCUUUGUAGGAGUCAGUCCUCAAGCAUUGGAUUAUAGGAACAUGGCGGAUCCUGAGCCGGGAAGGUGUCGAAGAACUGAUGGGAAAAAAUGGCGGUGCAGUAAGAAUGUGAUUCCUUAUCAGAAAUAUUGUGAACAGCACAUGCAUAGAGGUUGUCGGCGUUCAAGAAAGCCUGUGGAAACUUCUCAAUCCGCUUUGCCUGACUCAACAUCAUCAAAAUUUUCAAUCAGAUUGUCAGAAAACUCAAAAAACCUUCCAACACCUGUAAGUUUUCAGUACACGAACCCAUUUUCCUGUAAUACCAGCACCAGCCAUGGAACCACUGCUAUAGAAAGCAACAAUGUAUGCAGCAACCGAAACUCCAUUUCUAUCAAUGCUGCAACUAGUGGCACCAUCAUUGCCACAAUGAAGAACGACAACAAAAAUGAUCCGAAAAGGAACAAAAACGUGACAAAUACUAGUGAGAAGGGUGAAGAAAAACUCUCUGUAAGUAACAAUAAUACCAUCAAAAGAAGCAGCAAGAGUGGAAACAAGGCCACUGUCGGUAAUAAUAUAUCUCCGAGUGUGGGUUUUUCUCCAAAAAGCGUUCUUCAAGUGCUAGGCAACAGCAGUUCCCGUGCUUACAAAAAUGAAAUAGAACUUGAGCCUGGGAGGUGUAGAAGAACAGAUGGGAAAAGAUGGCGAUGCAGCAGGGAUGUUAUCCCCGAUCAAAAAUAUUGUGCACGACACAUGCACAGAGGUGCUAGAAAACAGACUGAGGUUUCUCAGCCUGUUGCAGUUCCCAGUGUUGGUGAAUGCCGUCCACCUAGUAGAUUAACAACAGCAUACAAAGCAGCAUGUCCAGCCCUGAGCACCAGUCUGUCUAUUUCGAUUCCAAGGUCGCAGCACAUUGCAGAAGAUGAAAAGAGUACGAGCAGCAGCAGUGAGACGACCAUCAGUGACACCACGAUUACUGUCUUCGAGAAUAGUAACUUAGAUGUGAUAUUUGGAAAGUUGUGAUGAUUGAGGUGUUUGUUCCUAAAGACAAACUAGUAUAUAGGUAUCAGUGGCAAAUUGUUGAGUCUAAAAUUUUGUCAAGAUGAAAAUGGGUGCCUUAUUUUUGCGUUUUCAGGUGAGCAAAAUGAGACGAGUUCCUUGGUAUGGCCAUGGAAAUGGGUUUUUCUGUAUAAUGUCCAAUGUACUUAAUUUCCCUGCUGUUGGGCUUCUAUAUGCUAUAAUUACUUAGAAGUUUGUA
Gossypium raimondii (Peruvian cotton) is the source of this 1736-nucleotide messenger RNA. Its product is annotated as growth-regulating factor 9. Gene Ontology annotation, cellular component: nucleus. Gene Ontology annotation, molecular function: ATP binding. NCBI's taxonomy places the organism in Eukaryota, Viridiplantae, Streptophyta, Magnoliopsida, Malvales, Malvaceae. Gene Ontology annotation, biological process: developmental process; regulation of DNA-templated transcription; DNA-templated transcription. The record is from RefSeq and is a predicted model, not a curated record.